UGAGAGGUUUGAGUAUUUUAUUAACAAGUCUAGGCAAACCUGGAGUCUUGAUCAUGUCCGUGAGAGACCUUAUGGGGAAAUCAAGAACAUGGAUCUACAAGUUGUCAAGAUGGAUCACGAAAGAUAAUUACAGUGGAUGGACAAGAAAGUGCGGAGGGGAAGAGCAGCGGGUUAGCACUCGAACUGUCUAUGUUGGUCACCACCAAGCCCCAGAGACAGAUGCAUACGUCGAGGAGAAGUUUUGUGAUAACCGGAUUGUGUCCUCCAAGUAUACAGUUUGGAACUUUCUUCCAAAGAACCUUUUUGAACAGUUUCGAAGAAUUGCAAAUUUUUAUUUCCUGAUCAUUUUCCUUGUCCAGGUCACCGUAGAUACACCGACCAGCCCUGUGACCAGUGGACUCCCGCUUUUCUUCGUGAUAACUGUCACUGCUAUUAAACAGGGCUAUGAAGACUGGCUUAGACAUCGAGCUGACAAAGAAGUAAAUAAAAGUGUAGUUUAUGUUAUUGAAAAUGCAAAGCGAGUCAAGAAAGAGAGUGAAGCGAUUAAGGUUGGCGAUAUUGUUGAGGUACACGCAGACGAAACCUUUCCUUGUGAUAUUAUCCUCCUGUCAUCAUGCAAUGAUGAUGGGACCUGUUAUGUUACAACAGCCAGUCUUGAUGGGGAAUCCAACUGCAAGACGCAAUAUGCUAUCCGCGAUACCAGUUCGUUUAAUACGGCUCAUUCCAUUGAUACCCUGCAAGCAACGAUCGAGUGUGAACAGCCUCAGCCUGACCUGUACAAAUUUGUUGGGAGGAUCAAUAUCUAUGACAAUAAUGCAGAACCUGUUGCCAGGUCUUUGGGACCUGAAAAUCUAUUGCUGAAAGGAGCCACUCUAAAAAAUACCAAGAAGAUUUAUGGAGUUGCUGUUUACACAGGAAUGGAAACCAAAAUGGCUUUGAAUUACCAAGGGAAAUCUCAGAAGCGCUCUGCCGUGGAAAAAUCUAUCAAUGGUUUCCUGAUUGUGUAUUUAUGCAUCCUUUUGUCCAAAGCUGCUAUCUGCACCGCAUUGAAAUAUGUGUGGCAAAGUAUUUCUCAAAACGAUGAACCUUGGUAUAACCAAAAGACUCAGCAUGAGCGAGAGACUGUAAAGGUUCUGAAAAUAUUCACAGACUUCUUGUCAUUUAUGGUCCUGUUCAACUUCAUUAUCCCCGUUUCCAUGUAUGUUACUGUGGAAAUGCAAAAAUUCUUAGGAUCCUUUUUCAUCGCUUGGGAUAAAGACUUUUUUGAUGAAGAAAUACAAGAAGGUGCUCUAGUGAACACAUCUGACCUCAAUGAAGAGCUUGGGCAGGUGGAAUAUGUAUUUACUGACAAAACUGGAACACUUACUGAGAACACCAUGGAAUUUAUCGAGUGUUGCAUAGAUGGGCAUUCUUAUAAGCAGGAAACUACAGAAACGGAGGCUUUCUCUGAAACUGAUGGAGCUCAGCCACAGCCUGGAAGAGCAGAAAAGAGUCGAGAACAGCUCUUUCUGCGGGCCCUGUGCCUGUGCCAUACUGUGGAAACCCAAGUAAAAGAUGAUAUCGAUGGAAUCGUCGAAGAGGCGGAGUUAACGUACAUCUCCUCAUCCCCUGAUGAAAUUGCUUUGGUAAAGGGGGCUCAGAAGUAUGGCUAUACCUAUUUGGGAAUUAAGGAUGGCCGCAUGAAAUUGGAAAAUCAGUCCAAUGAAAUUGAAGAGUUCGAACUUCUUCAUACUUUACACUUUGAUUCUUCUCGGAGACGGAUGAGUGUGAUUGUGAGAAAUGCUCGAGGUAACAUAUUUCUCUUUUGUAAGGGAGCAGACUCAGCUAUUUUCCCCAGGGUGAAAAGGGACCAGAUAGAACAGACUAAAGUCCAUGUGGAACGCAAUGCAAUGGAUGGAUAUCGAACACUGUGUGUGGCCUAUAAAGAAUACACUCGUGAGGAAUAUCGUGAAAUUAACCGUCGGAUCCUUGAAAACAGGAUGACUUUACAAGAGAGAGAAGAAAAGUUAGCAAAGGUUUUCGAUGAAAUCGAGACUGACAUGAAUUUAAUUGGAUCUACUGCAGUAGAAGACAGGCUGCAGGAUCAAGCAGCUGAGACUAUUGAAGCCUUGCACAAGGCAGGUAUGAAAGUCUGGGUGCUCACCGGAGAUAAAAUGGAGACCGCCAAGUCUACCUGCUAUGCCUGCCGCCUCUUCCAGACUAACACCGAACUCCUGGAGCUGACCACUCGCACCAUUGGAGACAGUGACAGAAGAGAAGAUCUAUUGCACGAACUGCUGGUUGAUUACCAUAAGAAAUUGGUAUAUGGAUUCCCCAAACGUAGAAGCAUCAAAAAAGGUUGGGGAGAACACCAAGAAUAUGGAUUGAUAAUUGACGGGUCAACUUUGUCACUCAUAUUAAAUUCUUCCCAAGAGUCUACUUCGACCAAUUACAAAACCAUCUUUAUGCAGAUUUGUGUCAAGUGCACUGCUGUUCUGUGUUGUCGGAUGGCCCCUCUACAGAAAGCACAGAUUGUCAAAAUGGUGAAGAACAUCAAAGGAAGCCCCAUCACUCUCUCCAUUGGCGAUGGUGCUAAUGAUGUUAGCAUGAUCUUAGAGUCCCAUGUGGGAAUAGGCAUCAAAGGCAAAGAAGGUCGCCAAGCUGCGAGAAACAGUGAUUAUGCGGUUCCCAAGUUUAAGCACUUAAGAAAACUGCUAUUGGCCCAUGGGCAUUUAUACUACGUGAGAAUUGCCCACUUGGUACAGUAUUUCUUCUAUAAGAACCUUUGCUUCAUCCUUCCACAGUUUUUGUACCAGUUCUUCUGUGGCUUCUCCCAACAGCCACUGUAUGAUGCUGCUUACCUUACGAUGUACAAUAUCUGCUUCACUUCGUUACCGAUCCUGGCUUACAGUUUGCUGGAACAGCACAUCAGCAUUGAUGUUCUCACCGCUGAUCCCAGAUUGUAUAUGAAAAUUUCCGAUAAUGCCAAGCUGAAGUGGGGCCCUUUCUUGUAUUGGACGUUUCUCUCUGCCUUUGAAGGAACCGUGUUUUUCUUUGGUACUUACUUCCUUUAUCAGGCUACAACCUUGGAAGAAAAUGGAAAGGUUUUUGGGAACUGGACUUUUGGAACUACUGUUUAUACAGUCUUAGUCGUCACUGUAACACUGAAGCUUGCCCUGGAUACUCGCUUCUGGACUUGGAUCAACCACUUUGUGAUUUGGGGUUCCUUAGUCUUCUAUAUCUUUUUCUCGUUCUUUUGGGGAGGCAUUAUCUGGCCUUUCCUCAAGCAACAAAGGAUGUACUUUAUAUUUGCCCACAUGGUGACUUCUGUAUCGACAUGGCUGACAAUGAUUCUUCUAGUCUUUGUCAGCCUUUUCCCUGAGAUUCUUAUGAUAGCGGUUAAAAAUGUCAGGAGAAGGACUCCCAAGACCUCGAAUUCGGAGCUGCCUAUGUUAGUGUCCUACAAGACUAUUCGCAAUGGUUACGUCUAAGACAAGAAGCUGGAAGAGGCUGCUGCAAACAAUGUUAUCAUCUCAGGAUACUUGAAAUGUAACAACUUGAACUCUUAGCUGUUUCGUUUCUGGGGCCUAGGAGAAAGGCCCUCUGUGAACCAAAUGAUUUUAAAUCCUUAAAUGAUAACGCCGUUAUUGUAAGCAGUCUUGCUGCCCCGAAGUGUCAUGGGUGGGGUAUAUUACUAGGGCAAAAACCUCAAAAAGUCUAAAAAAUGCAUACUAUUGAGAUUAGUUAAAUUCGACUAUAACUCAACAAAUAUUUUCAUUUUAACGACAAAAUGGGUGCUUAAAACAAACACAGAAAUACUUAACUCAAGCAAAUGAGUUAAAAACCAUGGAGUUUUAAAUGCUGUAAUGUAGGAACCAUGUAAUGAGAAUGAAUGCAUUUUGCUGACAUUAUGUUUUUGCCUGGCAAAUGAAAUAGCCUGUCUCAAUCACCCGUUUUUGUUUUUUUCCUGCUGAAUGAAGUAAAUAUUUAAGUCAUCAAACUCCUCCAAAAGUAGUAUAUGAAAAGGUUGGAGGACAUGUUUUUCAUUGUGAAAUGUGUUGAUUGCAAAACCCCCUCUGUGUAUCGGGGGAGCUGUUUAGUGUUCUCUGUUUGCACAUAUGCCAAAUCGUGUCCUGCUCUGACAAACUCGCUGGAAAAACAUAUACGUCAAACAUCUCUGUGGAGAGAAGGUUAGCAGCAGGUAAUUCUGCCGACGAGGGAAACUUGGUCCUUGCCUUUUUUAUGUUCCACAGAUCGAAUACCAUGCCGAGUGGUUUUAGUAGGUUGAAAAAUACUCCCAUCAGUGUUUCAUAUCGCAUAUGGUUAUUUAAAGUCAUUUUGAAGCAAACAGAACCUAAGCCAUUAUUAUGGAUAUGAAAGGGGAAGGUGGGUAAAGACUAUUUGCACAAAAAAAAAAUCAAUGUAAUCAUAAUAUUAUAUGUUUUAUGUUGAGAAGGAAGAAGUUUGUGAUGUCUGUUAGAAACCUGCUGUCUGUGAAUUAAUGUCACACUAAGAUUGCUGCUCAGCCCCUGAAACCGUGACAGGGGCACCAUGAAUAAAUGCCUUUCUCCCUUCUCUCAUCUGGCUCAAGUCAUGGUAGAUCCUAGUUCCGUUGGCCCAUAUGGAAGAUGUAACCCCUAUAAAAAGUUAGUAGAAAACAUGGAAAUAAAUGAGAACUAUAUACACUUUGUUUUUGUUUUUUUUAACCAACCAACCAACCAAAUAUGUAUAUAUAUAUUUUUAUAAAGGUGAUUACAUUUGAUUUUUAAAUUGAAACAGUCUUUUAGAAAUAUUUUCAUGUCAGUUUCCAAUUCUGUUUGAUUCGCCAUCUGGCAUAUCUAUUAUUGUUUGUAAUGUCUUGUAUCUUGGUUUAAAAAUCUGGUGCAAUUUCUAUUGAUACAUUUAACACGGUUUCUUCUAUCGUUUUUUGUCCAUGUUUAUGUGGAAUCUUUUGUAAAUGCUAGGACUGGUGCGAUUUUGGUUAUUUGGACCCCGUUCCAGUCCUGACUGAUCAUUUUUUCCUAUUUUCCUAGGUGCUCAUUCAUCGUGUUACAUUUCUAUAUUUUGUCAGGUAUAGUGCAAUGCCUACCAAAAUGUGCUACAAAUAGAAUCAGAAAUGGUGAAAUGAAGGAAAAAAGUUGUUUGUUCUUUGGGGUUUGAUUUUGCUCUUCUUGUGUUGGGGAAGAGAAAGCAACCCCCUUCCGAGGACAGUGGGUAUCAUGAAGAGAUCAGGAUUUGGAGUGAAGAGUUACCUGGGUUAGAAUCUGAACUUUGCCACUUACUAUUUGGGUGACUUGGGACAAGUCCUCUCUCCUCUUGGGUCUUGAGUUUGUUUACUUCUUGUAGAGUCAUUAAAUUGGAUUAGAGAGCUCCGAAAACUCUCUCAAGCACGAGUCUCCCAUCAUAAGAAUUUUGGUCACUGUGAUUACCCAUAACAGAGGGAAAUGAAGGAUUUCUUAAGUGCAGAACUAUUGUAGAUAUUUAUGCCACUGUGGUUUAAAACCCCCAAACUGGACUACAUCUCUAUUUCCAGGGGCUUCAAGUAAGAAUUUCAAGUCCCAUUUUGAAAGGAAAAGAAAAGAAAGUUUGAAGCCAUACUUCUGCCAUAGAUUAUAGUCAUGCAUUCAUUCAAACUAUCUUUAUUAUGUGCGAGGCACAUUUCAUUUAUCAUGUUGUACCGCAGCACACAGCUGGGCACGGCAAUGGAUCUGCCAUCGUACAUGCCUUUUGUAGUCAUUUGUCCUUUUUUUUUUUUCCUUUUUGCCGAUUUUAUGAAUGAAUCUAAAAGAUCCAGCAUAGGGUUGCUGUUGAAGGGUAGGGGAAGCAAAUAUAUAUAUACACACACAUAUAUGGGUAGAAAGCUGCCUAGUGUUGCUAGUAAUAGUUUGCAGCUCUUUAGCCAUUCUAUUUAAGCAUGCUGGCAGGAAGGCGAAGACAUGAUAGAAUGCGCUACCCUGUGUUUGCAGAAUUUGGAAUGAUCCAAAGUAGAAUUCCCGUGUCAAGUUGUUCAGAAUCGUUCUCCAAAGUAGAAAGAUGGAAUACCCUGAACGAAGACUUAUGUGUUCCUUCGAUACCAACUACAUUCACACCAGCGAGAUGUAAAAACUGCAAAACUUCUUACGGUGCUUAGCUGUGGAAUAGGCUGCUCCUGUGCCCGUAUCGUACAUUGAUGUGUAAGUCCUGUGCAUUGUGCAGCUUGCAAAGGUGGAACUCCGAUACCAUGUUUUUUUUUUCCACCUAAACAAUUUUAUACAUUCACAUGGUGGCUUUCUAUAACAGAUUGAAUGUGAAUGCUACUUUUUAUGAAUGCAAAUCGUCUUUUUCAUUACUGAAAUUUUUCGUUUGAUGUAAUCAAUAAACUUUGGUAUGAUCUCAUUAA
This is a messenger RNA of Antechinus flavipes (yellow-footed antechinus), 6358 nucleotides long. It is a transcript of the gene ATP11C, whose product is annotated as ATPase phospholipid transporting 11C. Gene Ontology annotation, molecular function: ATP hydrolysis activity; magnesium ion binding; ATP binding. NCBI's taxonomy places the organism in Eukaryota, Metazoa, Chordata, Mammalia, Dasyuromorphia, Dasyuridae. The record is from RefSeq and is a predicted model, not a curated record. Gene Ontology annotation, cellular component: plasma membrane; endoplasmic reticulum; recycling endosome. Gene Ontology annotation, biological process: phospholipid translocation. Bases 54 to 3470 code for a protein of 1138 amino acids. The transcript has 29 exons.